Messenger RNA from Plasmodium fragile, 6822 nucleotides. RefSeq lists its product as uncharacterized. The record is from RefSeq and is a predicted model, not a curated record. The transcript has 3 exons. NCBI's taxonomy places the organism in Eukaryota, Apicomplexa, Aconoidasida, Haemosporida, Plasmodiidae. Bases 1 to 6822 code for a protein of 2273 amino acids.
AUGACCAGUGUGAGUGGUAUGCCGAAGGUGAGCGUCGUUAAGGUGAACGGCAGCUCCAGCACUAGCAGCUCUAAGGACACCUUAAUAAACGACUCCGUCGAGUGCAGUACAGGAGCUAGUAGUUGCAACGGCUACCAGCCCCUCGUUCAUAAUUAUUACAUGCACAACCAGAAUGGAGGAAACCCACACAGUAGCGGUAGCAACGCAGGCGGGAUUGGAAACUCACAAGACAAGAGUAAUCACAAUUAUCACUCGAGCAAAUCUCCUAGUGGACUGGGGGUCAACGUGGACGAAGGGAUAGAAGAUGAAAAAAAUAAUAAUGGAAGUCAGGAGGUCUCCUCCCUAGAAUCAACUAAUGGAAUUUAUGCAGAUCACAUGGGUCGCCAUAAUGGUACUCAGAUGAAUAAUCAGUUUGCCCAUUUUACAAAUAUGAAUAAUGGCAAGAGAGGGAGUGGGAUUAAUCUUCCGUACGAUGCUGCAUUUAUUAGUACCGACAACCCAGCGAAUCUAAUCGAUUAUGAAAAGACAGGAGGGAAAGACAGUGACGUCAUCCCCCCAGGGGUUCUAGAAUAUCUUAACUACUGCAGCAAGUAUGCUAAUGGGUUCAGCAAUGGGUAUGGUAAUGGAGGGGAGUUCCAGAGCCACAUCUAUGCGAGUGAUGGUCAGGGAAAAAAUGCCCAUGAGAAUGAUGAAGAGUUUUACUCGUUGAAUAAUAAUGCCAUCUGCCCCAGGGGAAGUGAACACUUAUUCAAUGAUGGAAGGACUGGUGAUGAGAAUGCCAACAAUAGUAGGAUUCAUAGAAAUAGCAUGCUGGCUUAUCACGACUCGCCGAAUAAAUAUUUUGAGGGCCGAUCACGUGCAGGAAUUUUUAUGUCGCCCUCCUAUGGAGGGAAGGAUAAAAUUAUGAACAUGUCACAUGGUAAUAACCUUAUUCAUGAGAAUGGAACGUCGACCACGACUACUACCUCCACCACGGCGACUAGCAAAGAUGCUAAUUAUUAUGGACCAUUGCGCCACGAACAUAAUAACACUAGUGUUUUUUUAAAUGGCGAGUGUAAUCAAAUGGCGGAGGAGGAACUGGGCCUGAUGGAAGAGGAUGAACAAGAUAGCGGCAUGAAGUGGCAAAGGUUUAACAACAGCAAGGCUACACACAACGGCUUCCCCCUCAUGGGUACCAUCAACCACAGUGCAGUUUCUGCUUUUCAUAAUGGUGGGGCUAUGCAUAAUGGAAGUCACUUUAAUGGGCUAAACGAUUAUUACCAGAGUCGCAUGUACAGCACGCAUGGCGCAAAUGGCAUGGACGAGGUGGACGCACUAGUAGGGAUGCAGGUGGGCCACAGGGGGUACUACGACGCACUCACUCUGAGCGACUAUCGCGGGUUAAACAAGGGCAUUACCCAAGGAACGAAAAGAGGAAGGAAGAGGAGGAGCGAUGGUGCCAUUGCAUCAAUGGCUGCUAUCGGAAGAGAAGAGCACACACUGCGCAACUGCAACAAUUGCCGUAGCAGUCGCCGCAGUAGUAACCGUAACAUUUACCGAACCUCUCGGCGCGGUAGUCGUUUGAGCAGCCAACGGGCUAGCCGCCGGGGCAGUCGUCGUGGAAGCGGCCCGGGGACAAGCACCGGCACCAACGUCGCCCCUACCAUCUCCCCUAACAUGGCCACUAAUAUCACCCCUAACAUGGCCGCUAACAUCGCCUCCAGUAUCGACCUGAACUUCAGCCUGAGCGGUGCCCGCAAUUACACCGCGAGUCGCGCCCUGUCCCCGUCCACGAACAAUCAGGCCAAGCCAUGCAACUACCAUUUGUUCAAUGUCUCCUUUUCAUAUGUUAAGAAGAGAUACAACUUUAACUCCAGUGUACGAAGGAAUUAUAUUUUCUUCAGGAAGAAUUAUUAUGGGACAAGGAAGCUGUGGUUGCAGCUAAACAUGCGAAAGCGUGUAUGUGGGUCUGUUGCCCUAAGGAUACUCGCUGCUGCUGCUGCUGCUGGUACAGGCGCGAUAAGUGAGGGAAGAAGAAGCUACUACCAAAUGGUUCGUAAUUUUGUUACCAGUGGAGAAGGAGAAGUAACGGCUCUGAGUUCCUUUGCGUAUGCGAAGGGAGGAGUAAGACGAGGUGACAUGGGAAGAGCAAGAGGAACGGAGCACGAGGAAGAAGAAAACGAUAUUAUAUUAAUAAACGAACAGAGUGGAGGAGAAGAGGAUGAAAAAAAUUGCAGCCUGAACAAAAAUGUGAAAAAAAGGAGAAAAAGAAGAAAAGGAGUCCUCACAGUAGCUAAAAACAAAUCAAAGAGGGCUCGUGGCAAGAACAGACUAAUUACAGAGGAUAAGAAAAGGACCCUUGGAGCAGUGGGAAGAACAGGAAGAAGUAGAGCAAGAGGAGCGAACACAACUACAAGCAAAUUAUACAACAGCCCACUAGGAAUGCGUAUUAAUGGUAGUAGUAGCAGCACGGUAAGCGAUAGGUACAAAAACUCCUCAUCCAUGCGAUACACAGGAAAUGCAAAUGUAAGCACGAACAACAAGGGCCACUACAUGAAUAACAAUAGCUUAGUGGAUGACCUCUCAGAUGAAUCUUUCCUCAAUGACACUGCGAGAGGAAACAAAACAGAUGAUGAGUGCAUAUACAGAGGUAACAACAGAAAGGAGAAACAAAAGGUCAAGGUGAAGGAGGACAAAAUAAUAAUAUGCAGUGACAGUAUGCAUUUGUGUAAGUAUUUAAGUGAUGAUGAUAUCACGUACGAACUGUACUGCAAUUAUUUUUUUAAAUCGUUGGAGAGCAUUUCUGUGGCUAGCUACUUGAGGUAUUUCAAAAUUGUUAAUAGGAAGAGGCUUAAGUUGAAGGCCAAGCGCAUGGCGCCGCAGCUGACCUUCAACUACCAGACCUUCCUCACCUCCAUCCUUAGCACCAAUGAGUGGAAGCACCGGGGCGGGGUGGAAGUGAAGGAGGAAGUGGCGCAGCUGGGCGACGACGCGAAUGAAACCAACGACGCGAAUGACGCCAAUGAAACGAACGAAACGAACGAAACGAACGAUGCGGGCGAGCAAAAGGGAGACGCCUGCGCGGAGGAGGAGGAGGAUGAGGUUGUCACCAAAGCGGAUGAAUCGGUUAGAGAGGACGAAUCGGUGAAAGAGGAUGAACCGGAUGAAUCAGACAAAGAAUACGAAUCGGUUAAAGAGGAUGAGUCGGUUAAAGAGGAAGAAUCGGUUAAAGAGGAAGAAUCGGUUAAAGAGGAAGAAUCGGUUAAAGAGGACGAAGCGAACGCAUCAGUUAAAUAUGAAGCGGAUGCAGCUGAUGAAGCGAAUGACGCGGACGCAUCAGUUAAAUAUGAAGCGGAUGAAGCCAAUGCCGCGAAGGAAGCUAACCAAUUGAGCAGAGACCAGCGCACCCUGCAGCGGCUGCUCAACCAGGACAGCGAGGAUAUACUCGAGUGCACCCCAAGAAACCCCACAUUCCUCUUCUUCAUUCACAACAGCACCCUGGUCACAUGCUUUGAAAAUAUCCUCAAAAAUAAAGUGAUAAAGACCAAGUACAUUAAAUGCCUUAGGGAAGUGUUACUCAACUUGAGGGAGAAAUUCGGUGACGUCGUUUUGUCUGCUCAGUUCCGUGGAGUGGGAGGGACCCGACUGAUCCAUGAUCAUUACAAUGAAGGGUACAUCCAGGGGGAGUUGGAAGAUAUCGGUGACAGCUUCAAGGAGUGCUAUGAGGAAGGAGAAGAGAGUGGUGACGAUGGAGGAGACAUGCUGCACGUGGCCAGUGCGAGUGGAAUAUUGGGUACAGAAUCGGUGAGAAGACAUAGAGGAAGAAAUGUUGAUGUUGGAGAAGAUGGCGAGGCGGGAGCAACAGGAACAGUGAUGAGUGGCACUGCAACGAAUGGUGGUGAAAAGAAACGAGUGAGAGGCAGUGGAGGUGGUCGUGGAGGUACAUCACCUGGUCAUACGAACAAAAGAACAAGGGGUACUGGUAUGCAGUCAAGUCGAUCAAGAGGUCGAGGAGGAGCCGCCGCCACCGCGGAAGCAGCAGCACAUGGCAAUGCCGCCAGCGGGUACUCCUUAAGAAGGAAGGGAGCCAAUGGAAAAAAAUUCAGCUACCGUAAUUUUGAACAAAAGUACAGUAAUAAAUAUUUUAUUAACGAGGAUGCGUACCCUACCAAGGACGCAUGCAUGAGUGGAAAGCGACGGAAGACUCACCAAGAACAGCAAGAGGGCGCCAUGCUUGCACCGAUGGAACAAUUCUACAAUGGAGCCGCAGAGGGAGAAAAAUUCGAGGACAUGGAAGCCAUGGGAUAUCACCAGCAUAUGAUGCGAAGAAGUUUAAACGAAACCGUGAUGAACAAUAUGAACGAAAUGAACUACAAUGAUCAUAUGAACUUAAAUGAUUUUCAUAUAAAAGGGGAAAUGAAGGAUGCUAAUGAAGCAAAUUAUAAUUAUAACAUGGAAGAAAUGGGUAGGAGAAAACCUGGAAGAGGUGCAGGGAUGCACAUUGUGGCCGAGAACAACAAUGGUGAACAUGGCGAGUACAAUCAUGAAGGAAUGGUGGUAGAUGUGAAGGAUGAAAUGUCUGUGGAAAACAAUGCACAUGAGCAGCAGCAUGGGAUGAGAAUGGCGACGACGACCACCACCACUACCCCCUGUGUUGACACAGAUGGAGGAAAGAGCAGCAUGGGAGGAGUAGAAGGUACGAAUGAAAAUAUUGGGGGAAGUGCGGAAGGAGGAUUGAACACUUCGUCUUCCACAAAUGAUAACAGCAUGAUCGGUGUGGACAACAGCGUAGGUGUGGAUGUAAAAGGAAGGAACAAGAAUAAAAACCCUGAAAAGGUAGAAGGAGAAAAGGUUAAGAGGAGAAGGAGAAGCAAUGCUAAUAAGAAUAAUGAAUUGAGGACAUAUGGAGGAGUCUUGAAGGAGAACCCAAAUAACUACAUGUACAAGAAUUUUUCCACACAUAAAAAGGCAAGUAAUUUUUCUUGUUUAAAUUUUAAAGAAAUAAAAGAUAUGCUGAAAGAUUUGACUGUGUUGAAAACGGGUUCUAAUUGGAAAACGUACAAGAUGGAAGAUGUACCCAGCGAGCUGUAUAAGAACAUUCGCCCGAUUAACCAACGGGUGACUGGGUUCAAGACUGUGUUGCUUGUGGAUGAGCUGUUCGAGAGACUGUGGGAGUUCCCCAGCACGGAAGUCAUUAAGGUGCGCACUGUCACGCGUGGAGACCAGUUCAUCGGGGACGUGCGAAUUGACUUUUACUACCGCCAGAGCGAGCGCACCCUCUGCCGCGCGUGCGGCCGCCACAUCCUCAAGCAGAAGUUCGCCACGGAGCACUACCAGAGGAAUAUAAACUGCUGGAAGGAAGUCAUGUGGAGAUUGGGCAUCCCCGAGUUGCACUACUACAACUCAGUUCAGAACGACUUCUUCGAAUCGCGCCCCGUUAACAUGGAGAACAACAACGACCAGGCGAUGCUGGAUCGCACCCUGACGCUGUACAACCAGGAGCUAAUCAGGAAGGCCACGGAGUUUGUGAACGACGAGCUAAAGUACUACGAAGAAAACGUGGUGACCAAGCCAAGAAAGAAUAAAGGAGGAGCUAACCAAUGCUUUGAGCUAGACAUUUUGAUCCUCGACGACAACAACAUAAUCCUACCGACAGUGAAAAACGAAAUGGAUGAACCCUAUUUUGAAAUUUCUGGUAUCUACCCUAAUAAUGGAUUCCCGGAUGAAAAUUAUUCAAAGAAUUUCUGCUUCAUAAAAAUAACCUUUAAUAAGUUAGGAGGAAUGGUGUUGAGGGAUUUGUUCACGCUGGAGUGUGAGUUCCUAGUCGACUGGGGAGAUAAUUUAUUAAUACAAGCAAAGAAGUACACAUUGCAUGAAGUAUAUAACACUUCUGAAUCGCAUGACAUUAAUUUAAGGAAUUUAUAUGACCAAGGGUUUGCUUACCUACGAUGUAACGUUCCUCAAAAGAGCAACGGCAAGGUCAAUUUAAAAGUUCGUAUUCCUAAAACGGUGUGGCAUUACUGGGAAGCCAUAGCAGAUGAGACACUAAAAAUUAAUUAUGAGUUUUUAAAUAAGAAUACUGUGUGCAGGCAAUUACUGUUCUGUUCUUACAUGGACAAUGUGAAUAAGAAUAUCGCUCAAUAUGUGAAGAAUUCCUCCAAAGGGGGAGUGGGAGUAGGAGGAGAAGGAGCAGCAGCAGCAGGGGGGGGGGAUGUUUGCGCCAGCGGCAGUGGCAAUGGCUACGGCAUGGAUGGCGCUGUAGAAAAUUGCAACAACGACAAUAGGAUGGACCAGGCGAUGCAGAAUUCGAUGGACAACUCGAUGGACCAUUACUCCCCUUACCACUCACACCACCAUGGUAUGCACCACCACGGAGCCAACGAUCCCAACGGCAUCCCAUUUGACUACCCAAACAUGGAGGACGAGUACCCCCACAGGACGUCUUUCAUGGAAGGGAAAAAAGUGAAAGGGGGAGGAGGGGAUAACGGAAACGGCAGUGGUGGCAACGCUAGCAGAGGUGGUAACAAUAACAACGCAAGUGCAAACGGCAACCACCACCCCCAUGACCCAUCAGAGCACAUUUCCGUAGGAGGAAAAGUUAUGCAUUACGGAUUUGGGUCCCCUAAAUCACAAAUGAACAACCUUACCGGCACCAUGAACGCGGGCAGACUUAUGUAUUUGCAUAAUAAUUCAUACACUAGCAUGGACUACGCCCUCAUGAAUAACCUACCCCCUCUCCACGCAUUCCCCAACUACACCAUCAGCAGCAUGCAAACAGAAGCCGACACCAACUUUGCUAAAAAUUUUGAUCAGUACAACUCCCACAUGGAAUUGAACUACUGA